This is a messenger RNA of Aphanomyces invadans, 2442 nucleotides long. RefSeq lists its product as hypothetical. Gene Ontology annotation, molecular function: protein binding. The transcript is spliced from 9 exons. The coding region runs from base 1 to 2442 and encodes 813 amino acids. Lineage: Eukaryota; Oomycota; Saprolegniomycetes; Saprolegniales; Verrucalvaceae. The record is from RefSeq and is a predicted model, not a curated record.
AUGCUGUUCGGACCGCAAGUCGUCGACGACACCGCGGCGGCGACCUCGCAGACAAAAAAGGCUGUCUUGAACUCGUCCAUGUCGAUAGAUGACGGCGGAACAGACAAGAAGAAGAAGAAACGUCCGAAAGCAGUCAAGAAGACCGCCGACUACUCGGUCGCAACAUCCACAACAAUCAAGCGUGAGAAAUCCAAGAAGAAGGUGUCCCGAACGCACGUGAACCCUUCGAACGCUGACCUGUCGUGCAUGUACCCCACUGUGUGGAAGGGCCUGAAGUACCUCCGCAAAACGACGACAGGGUGCUUGCACAAACCCGUGUGUGUCACUGGUGUCGAUGGGUUUCUGGCGGCAUGGAUCGUCGAAAAGCUGCUUGUAAAAGGAUAUAAAGUUCGAGGUACCGUCCAGAACAAGAAUGACGACAUCUCGAAACUGUACGAGCUCCCGUCGGCUAAGAAGCACUUGACGAUCGUCGAGACAUCGUUGCUCACAGCCCAGUCAUGCGACCUGGCCGUGGACGGGUGCGACUUUGUGAUUCAUACAGGAACGCCGACGUCUUGUUCGGUUCGGGAUCCGUACUCUGAGAACCAGGAGCCGGGCGUGUACAGUAUCAGCAGCCGCGUGCACUGCAUAGUUCCUAUGAUGAACAACUUUAUCACAGCGUGCGUUCGAGCCAAAGUGAAGCGCGUCGUUUUGACGUCGUCGAUCGCGGCCAUGGCCGACAGUGUGACUGCGCAGUCGACGAUCACCGACCUCAGCUGGAACGUCACAUCGUCCCUGGACAGAAAUCCGCACUUUCUGAGCCUAAAAUUGGCCGAGGAGGCUGCGUGGCAGCUCGUCAAGAACGAAUCCAUGGAGCUCGUCACAAUCAACCCGGGCAUGCUGAUCGGCCCAUCGCUGUGCAACUCCAAGAUUUCCCCUGGCACACAAGUCAUUUACGACCUCAUUGUCGGCCACUACUCGGCACUGGUCGACUUGAAUUUCGCCAUGACCGACGUGCGCGAUUGUGCCGCAGCCCACGUGCUGGCACUGGAACACAUGGACGCUCGCGGACGCUACAUUUGCGUCAAUCGCACGGUCUGGCUGCGAGAAAUCGUGCAAAUUCUAAGCAAAAACGGCAACAGCGGCCGCGCUUUGCCAGUGCAGCAGCGGUUCUGCGACGGAUGUGUGAUGUCUGCGAUCCCCGCGCUCUUGUCGGGCCUUGCCGACGCUCGGCGCGACGUGGCUGUCCAUUGCAAAGCAGUCGUCGUCCUCGAAACCCUGAUGGAAAACCAUCGGAACCACGAACUGCUCGCGCGCGGUGGUGGGAUCCCGAUCCUAUUGACUGCGCUGCAUUCGACGGAUGGAAUUGUUGCCGUCAAGGCGGCCGGGACGCUACACAAAUUGUCUCAGCGGCUACCCACAGCGCUUCAAUUGAUUCUUGAAGGCACGGUGCUGCACAUGCUUCAAAUGGAGGAAGGAUCGGCAGCGUGGCGCGUGUGCCUCCUCACCCUAAAGAACUUUUGGGGCUACGUCGCCCGCCGCGAGUUCAAAACCAUGUUGUUUGCAUCACUCCGUGUGGCCCCCGACACGGCGUCUGGGGCGUUUCGAGGGAACGUCAUGCUGAGCCUUGUGCACCUGCUGGACCCCGCCGACUGGCCAAAGCUGAUCCCGGAAGGCUUAAUCGGCAUUCUCUUGGAACUUCUCCACGACGACAGCGAGUAUUCCCAUCGAAUUGUCGCGCACGCGAUCAAGCACAUGCUUCCGUCAUCGUACCAUCCGAAAAUCGACGUGGUCGUGCCGUCGCUGCGAGAGACGUACGACCGCGACAAGGAAACCAUCGACGUCUGGUUUGCCGUGGGGGCGCACAAGAUUGCAGCCAACCGCGUCGUCCUCAGUGUGCAAAACCCGUAUUUCAAACGGCUCCUCGGGUCACUGCAAAAAGACAUUGAAGUGUCGGACGUGAGCAACCACACGUUUUCGCUGUUGAUUCAUUUUCUGUACACGGAGGAAGUUGCGAUCGACCUCCACAACGCGGUCGACUUGCUGGUGGCGUCGGCGCUGUACCGCGUUCCCGAACUCCAAAAACGAGUCGAGCGCUUCCUCGUCGACGAAAUUUCUGCGCAAAAUGCCAUGGCGAUCUGGGUCGUGGCUGACCAGUGCCACGCGACCGACCUCGUCGACGCGUGCGUUUCGUUCAUCUUGCGCAGCAUUUGCGCCGUCGUGAUCACGGAAGGCUUUCGUGACCACCACUUGACCGCGGUCACGACGGACGUUGUCGAAGCGUUGUGCGACGCCAUGGGGCCGCCGUGGUCGGUGCACUUCAAUGGGUUGUCCCCAAAGGCAUUGCGUGGGCUUCCCGCGCUGGCAGAUAUCGAGUCGUUGCCCGAAGAUGGAAAAUUCACCCAAGACGUGCAGUCGGAGCGGUCGUCAGUCACGGACGACUUGGCGGAAUGCGUCUGCUAA